This is a messenger RNA of Trichomonas vaginalis G3, 513 nucleotides long. RefSeq lists its product as uncharacterized. Bases 1 to 513 code for a protein of 170 amino acids. NCBI's taxonomy places the organism in Eukaryota, Parabasalia, Trichomonadida, Trichomonadidae. The transcript has a single exon. The record is from RefSeq and is a predicted model, not a curated record.
AUGCUUCCAAUAGAAAAAGAAAAUUCAAGAGUUGCUACAACUAAACCAUUAGAUGAACUUUUUACUAAUGUCGGUCAAAAGUUUGAGACAGAGACCGUAAAGCAUGAAGGCUAUCGUUUUGACUACCCAUUAAGAUGGCUAAGAGACCCAUCUGUCACAAAAGCUAUUGGCUUUCGUAGAAUGAAGUUUGUGUCUGUAGAAGAUAAAAGUUUUCCAUUUAUUGUAAGGUUUCAUAUAGAUUAUAUAUCUGAAGGGAAACGAAAAAUGUGGGAAGAAAUUGAGCUAAUACAAGUUGACCUUUCAUCUUCUCUACAGACUGCGUUAAAAAAUAUAGAAGAUAAAAUAAAUUCAUGUUAUGCAAAAUAUGCUGAUGAAUAUGCAAAUACCGAGAGCACACUUUAUGUGAGAAUUGUAUAUGACAAACAAAAUUCACAAGUGUCAUUUCAAAUCUACGAAGACAAUCCAAAGAAAGACGAACAAAUAUAUACAGAAUUCACUGCAAUGUCAUGGUAA